Messenger RNA from Lathyrus oleraceus (garden pea), 483 nucleotides. RefSeq lists its product as uncharacterized. Gene Ontology annotation, molecular function: ubiquitin-protein transferase activity. The transcript is spliced from 5 exons. The record is from RefSeq and is a predicted model, not a curated record. The annotation marks the transcript as partial. Lineage: Eukaryota; Viridiplantae; Streptophyta; Magnoliopsida; Fabales; Fabaceae. Gene Ontology annotation, biological process: protein ubiquitination. Gene Ontology annotation, cellular component: membrane.
UUUUUCUUCUGUGCAUAUAAUGAUCAGCCUUAUCAACCUGGGUAUACAGCCCCACCACCUCGCCCUAAUCCUGAAGAAACCACUAUUGAAAUAGGAGGAGGCUGGACAUUAUCUGGCUCACCCUUGGACUUGCGUGAUCCUCGCCUAUUGGCAAUUGCAGAGGCAGAGCGUCAAUUCCUGGAUGCUGAAUAUGAUGAGUAUGCUGCUUCUAAUGCCAGUGGAGCUGCUUUUUGUCGCUCAGCUGCUCUAAUUUUGAUGGCCCUUUUACUUCUGCGGCAUGCACUCUCUGUAACAGAUGGUGAUUCUUCUGAUGAUGAUCCAUCCAAUUUUUUCUCUCUUUUCUUGCUUCGAGCUGCUGGAUUUCUUUUACCUUGCUAUAUCAUGGCUUGGGCAAUCAGUAUUCUGCAACGGAGGCGACAAAGACAAGAGGCAGCAGCACUAGCGGCAACCCAAGUUGCGUUUGUUCUAAAUUCAUGUAAUUAA